Molecule: messenger RNA, 3906 nt
Organism: Penicillium soppii
Lineage: Eukaryota; Fungi; Ascomycota; Eurotiomycetes; Eurotiales; Aspergillaceae
Product: protein kinase family protein
Exons: 2
Coding region: 1-3906 (1301 amino acids)
Biological process (GO): protein phosphorylation; mitotic DNA damage checkpoint signaling
Cellular component (GO): cytoplasm; nucleus
Molecular function (GO): ATP binding; protein serine/threonine kinase activity
Source: RefSeq, a predicted model, not a curated record
AUGGCCAUCGCCGUUGCCAACUGUAGCCAGACGCCCUUGGCUCUCGAAGGUCCGCCAAAACAGAGCAUGUGGCAGCGAUUGGACUUCCCCCGCCCUUCUUCCGACAACUCACGGAAUAAACAUGACAAUUUGACACGUCGAAUCUCGCGAAAGGUUGGCGUCAGUCUUCCGCGAAACCCCAAGCGACAAAGUGCCGAUUUCGAACGAUUAGCUCCUCAAUUUGAACAUCGUCGUGCUCUCUCCGCCAUUUCCGCCGACCGCCGCCCCUUGAGCGCACAAACAGCGUCUCCACCGCCCACCGACCCCAGACAAUCCGCACCCGAAAUUCAGUGGCUCGGCCCGCCCACAACCAAAGUCGACGAUAUCGAACCAGAGAUCGAAACAAAUGCCGAAAUUGACAUGUCCCAGGAUUGGGAUUAUCCCGACCCCGACCCCGAACUCGAUAUGGAUUAUUCAAAGUCCCCCGAUGUAGAGGAAGGAGAAGAAGAAGAAGAAGAAGAGGAUAUAAUUGAUCUGGAUGCGGAGCUAGAACAACGGUGGAUUUUGAAUCUGAGCAUGCACUUCAGAGAUCGUUCGGAACGUGAGAAAUUCUUUGUGACGUAUGCGGAGACUCCAAACCGAUGGCGACGAGUCACGGUUUCUUGCGACUACCGCGAUGCACCACCAGACUCAUUGGAAGGGGAAUUAAAGGGGCUACGAUAUCAACGCGACAAAUGCGCCCGAAUCUACGAGUCCAUUCGCGAGUCCCUCCUCGGAAUCCGGUUUUACGACACUGUCACGAAUUUGAAGCUUGAAACGAGUGAUGGUCAGUUGCAUGUCUACGUGACGGAAGACGUGAACGAAACGAUUCCGUACCCACCAAUCUCCAGCAUUGGUCACUUGGUGGGAGCUCCAAUGAUCCCCGAGCACAUGCUACACUUCGAAUCUCAUUUGUCUGGCUUUGUUUACAAGGUUAAUUUCGGUGGCCGGUUCUAUAUCAAAAAGGAAAUUCCAGGCCCGGACACCGUGGACGAGUUUCUAUACGAAAUCAACGCAUUGCACGCGCUGAACGGCAUCCCGAGCGUCAUCCAGGUGGAAGGAAUUGUGAUUGAUGAGGAGCGGUGCGUUGUGAAGGGCUUACUGAUUAGCUACGCCGAACAGGGUGCAUUGGUCGACAUUCUAUACGAACAACACGGAAGGACAGAGUUUGCACGACGCGAACGAUGGGCGAAGCAGAUCAUCCAGGGACUCUGUGAGAUCCAUGAAUCAGGCUACGUGCAGGGCGACUUCACACUCGCGAACAUUGUGGUGGAUGCGAACGACAACGCCAAAAUUAUCGAUAUCAACCGCAGAGGUUGCCCUGUUGGCUGGGAACCGCCAGAGAUUGCCGCCAAGAUUGAGAGCAACCAGCGCAUCUCCAUGUAUAUUGGUGUCAAAACCGAUCUUUUCCAAUUGGGAAUGACUCUGUGGGCAUUGGCAAUGGAAGAUGACGAACCGGAACGACAACCACGGCCUCUUUACCUCGGUGAAGAUGCGAAGGUGCCGGAUUACUAUCGGCGAAUAGUACAAAUAUGUCUGAGUCCCAACCCACGACACAGGCUCUCCGCAAAGGAACUUCUCUUCAUGUUCCCUCCAGAUAUUCGCUCGGCAUGGGCACCAGCAGCUCGACCACUGGAGAUGAAUACCAAUGAUCCCAGACAAUACCCUUUCCGAAACAACUGGCCCCAGCCUCCACCUUCCGAAUUCCCCUUCGCUGCUCCCGGUGGUAUGAUGCGGCAGCCCGACCAAUAUUACACCCAAAAGGACUUUUCAAACAAUGCAUAUGGUGGUAUGCAGCACUCCGACUUUGAAAAACACGACUUCGCAAAGCGCUCGACAAUUACCCUUACAGAAUCCAAUGAAGAUAUGGGCUUCCCAUCUCAACCAUCAUCUUCCUCUACCUUGAACCACUCCCCCAACAAUGACGAGUACUACUCUCGCUAUUCUGAUGAUCAACCCCCACAAUACCUGCCGUCCGAGAACCGGGACUUUGAAGCCCCCUCGGUUUCGCACGCUACUACUUUGAGGAGCAAUGGCUUCCAAAACGAUCCCGUGGAACUGCCCACUCCCACCGACGAGACUCUCUCUCGUCAAAAUGCCCCCAUGAAUAAUCAGCAAUCCAUCGCUCAAGACAUAUCGACCGGAUCGACCAAUGAGCAUACCCCAAAUUUGCCUGGCUCAGCGAACACUACUCCCACUGUCAACCAAACUCCUCCCAAGCCUUCAAAACAAGACAAUCUGAACCGGCCAAGCAAAAGGGCCGCCAAUAACGAGGAUCUCCUUACAUCCUCCUGUUUAGCUAUCAAUCCCGCUCUAUCUUCACACGAAACUUCCCACAGCACUCAACCUACCCCUUCAUUGAUGCUCCCACCUUCCACGCCACCGAUGAAACGAGAUAGUUCCAACCAACCAUCUGCGAAGAACGCCAAUACCAUGACCCCAUUCACCGGACCCUCAGCUUCAAAUUCAUCUACUAUCGGUUCGGGAUCACCCCUCAGUCCCAAAUCAGGUAACAUGGGAGCUUCCCUAGGGCUGGGCACCAAAUUCCCAGCAGCUUCACCUUUUACCAACAUGCUAAGGCAAUCUGGAGGGCAACCCUUCAAAUCUGCAGAUGUCAAUUUUGCACCACCCACACCAUCAAACCUAUCCUCUUUGAAACCCUCGACCUCCUCCAUGCAAAAGGCGGCCUACGUUAGUUAUUCAGCCCAAACUACCCCCAUCGAAUUGUCACCCUCUGAGCCAACGAAAAAUAAGGAGGUCGGUCAACCUCGCGCAAAAGCCAUUGAGAUGAAGCCUACUUUGGCAAUUGAGUCAGACUCAUCGUCUUUGCUCGGCUCCAGCUUACCUAUAAGCCCUGCUACGCGUGAUUCAAUGCCAAUUGAGCAGGCUGUUGACCACUCCAAUGCCAAGCCGGUCAAAUUGAAGCCAGUGCUGAGGAGUGAAUCAAAAUCGACACCAUCGCUACUUCAUUCGGCACUACCCAUAAGCCCCGCUUCGGCAAAUUCGAAGCCUCUCGCGCAGCUUUGCGGCAUGGAUGUCAAGCCCGUGGAUGCCAAGCCAGCAUCGGCAAUUUCAUCACGAUCAACAUCCUCGCUACUUCAUUCAGAGCUACCUACAAGCCCGGCCUCUGCGAAUUCGAAGCCUAUCGCGUGGGAUACCAAAGAGCCCCAUGCCAAGCUUGCCGAUGUCCAGCCCACAUUGUUAAGGUCGCCAGACUCGACUGCGUCUUUGAUCGAUUCUCGGCUGCCUAUAAGCCCUGCUACGAUAAAUUCGAGUUCCAUUGCAGAGGCCAUGCAUCAACCAUUUGUUCCGCCCAUCAAUGUGAAGGCUACCUUGACAAAGCCAUCGGACUCGGCACUGUCUCUACUUGGAUCCAAGUUGCCCAUAAGCCCUGCUUCGGCAGAUUCCGUCCCUGUUGCAAAGACUUUGGCUGAGUUCUCAAGACCUGUCAAAUUUGAGUCUGAAUUGGCAGAGCCGUCAGACUCAUCGCUUCUCAGCUCUAGCUUGCCAAUAAGCCCCGCUUCGCCGGACUCAGGGUUUCCUGCAAAGGCUAUGAAUCAACGCCACUCAAACAACGCAGUUGUCAAGUCGGCAUGCAAACAGCAGUCGGAUCUCUCAUCGCUACUUAGCUCCAGCUUGCCGAUAAGUCCUGCCCCGGCAAACACAGGACCUCCUGCAAAUGCCACCAUUGACAAACCCAUAUCGGCACAGCAGUGCGAUCCGUCAACUCUCCACGGCUCUAGCUUACCCAUAAGCCCUACUUUCGCAAACUCCAUCGCCGGCACAGCUACCGAGGUAUCACCUGCUGUUCACCAGCCCCCUUCAGGCAAGGUACCGCAUCCGAUUCGACACAGGCCUGCAACCUACUUCUCUCGGACAACCUCCUAG